AUGAAACAAGCUACUGCGGAGGGCCUUGCUCAGAGAAUUGCCAAUGGGGAUGUUCCCGAGACCAUUAAGGGGAACAAGGUUAUAACCCUUGAUGUGGGUCUUCUUGUUGCUGGGACAAAGUAUCGUGGUGAAUUUGAGGAAAGGCUGAAGAAGCUGAUGGAGGAAAUUAAACACUGCAACGAAAUUAUAUUUUUUAUUGAUGAAGUGCACACAUUGAUUGGAGCAGGAGCAGGAGCAGCAGAGGGGAUGAUUGAUGCUGCAAACAUUUUGAAACCUGUGCUAGCUCGGGGUGAAUUACAGCACAUUGAGAAAGAUCCAGUGUUAGAAAGACUGUUCCAGCCUGUCAAGGUCCUGGAGCCUCCUGUGGAUGAAACUCUACAGAUUUUAAAAGGGCUUUGCGAACUAUAUGAAAUCCAUCACAAGGUUCGUUACACUGAUGAAGCUUUGGUUUCUGCGGCUCAGCUGUCAUACCAGUACAUCAGCGAUCACUUUCUUCCAGAUAAAGCCAUUGAAUUGAUUGAUGAAGCUGGUUCCCGUGUUCAACUUUGUCACGCUCAACUUCUUGAGGAAGCUAGGGAGGUAGAGAAAGAACUCAGGAAGAUCACGGAGGAGAAAAUUGAAGCAGUCGAAAGUCUAAACUUUGAAAAGGCUGGGGAAUUACGUGAUAGGAAAAUGGAUCUGAAGGCACAGAUAUCCGCUGUUAUAGACAAAAACAAAGAAAUGACCAAGGUGGAGAGUGAGGCAGGGGAUGGAAGUCCUGUUGUGACCGAAGUUGACAUUCAGCACAUUGUUUCUCCCUGGACGGGAAUACCUAUUGAGAAAGUUUCUACUGAUGAAUUCGGUCGUCUCCUCAAGAUGGAGACACUCCACACACCGGUCAUUGGCAGGACAAAGCUAUCAAAGCCAUUAGUCGUGCCGUUCGCAGUGCCCGUGUUGGUCUUAAAAACCCCAACUGACAUUGCGAGCUUUAUCUUUUCUGGGCCAACUGGUUACAUUGGUUACGUCGAAGGUGGGCAGUUAACGGAGGUUGUUCGACGUCGUCCUUGCACUGUUGUGCUACUACUGCAGUGUGAUACUCCUAUUCUACUACUCGAUCACUUUCUUCCAGAUAAAGCCAUUGAAUUGAUUGAUGAAGCUGGUUCCCGUGUUCAACUUUGUCACGCUCAGCUUCUUGAGGAAGCUAGGGAGGUAGAGAAAGAACUCAGGAAGAUCACGGAGGAGAAAAUUGAAGCAGUCAAAAGUCUAAACUUUGAAAAGGCUGGGGAAUUACUUGAUAGGGAAAUGGAUCUGAAGGCACAGAUAUCCGCUCUUAUAGACAAAAACAAAGAAAUGACCAAGGUGGAGAGUGAGGCAGGGGAUGGAGGUCCUGUUGUGACCGAAGUUGACAUUCAGCACAUUGUUUCUCCCUGGACGGGAAUACCUGUUGAGAAAGUGUCUAGUGAUGAAUUCGGUCGUCUCCUCAAGAUGGAGAAACUCCACACACCGGUCAUUGGCAGGACAAAGCUAUCAAAGCCAUUAGUCGUGCCGUUCGCAGUGCGGCACAACCAGAAUUUUUGGGGUUGA
Messenger RNA from Fraxinus pennsylvanica, 1563 nucleotides. The record is from the annotation of a GenBank genome assembly. NCBI's taxonomy places the organism in Eukaryota, Viridiplantae, Streptophyta, Magnoliopsida, Lamiales, Oleaceae.